Molecule: messenger RNA, 285 nt
Organism: Trypanosoma brucei brucei TREU927
Lineage: Eukaryota; Euglenozoa; Kinetoplastea; Trypanosomatida; Trypanosomatidae
Gene: TB927.1.390
Exons: 1
Coding region: 1-285 (94 amino acids)
Source: RefSeq, a predicted model, not a curated record
AUGCCUUCAGACUUCUGCACACGUCAGCAUCACUCUGUCGCAUUGCGCUCUUUCCUUGAGUUUGAAAAAGUCUCUGAAGGCAGUGACGGGCCCAUAACAGUCAUGUCUGAUUCGUUGCAACAGUUCCUCCUGUGCCGUGCCGCCAUACCACACAUGUCAUAUGCCGUAGGUUUUAGCGGAUGGCUGCUCGGGAGUCUUGGCACCGCCCCCCUGCCUUUUUUACUCCGCCAUUCCUUCCGCUGUGCCUUUCACCCCUUCUUUGACAUUCACUGCGUUCAUAUGUAA